Molecule: messenger RNA, 1498 nt
Organism: Chanos chanos (milkfish)
Lineage: Eukaryota; Metazoa; Chordata; Actinopteri; Gonorynchiformes; Chanidae
Gene: khk
Product: ketohexokinase
Exons: 8
Coding region: 4-903 (299 amino acids)
Biological process (GO): fructose metabolic process
Molecular function (GO): ketohexokinase activity
Source: RefSeq, a predicted model, not a curated record
AAUAUGGCAGAGAAAAAGAUUCUAUGCAUCGGCUUAGUAUGUCUGGACAUAAUUAACGUUGUGGACAAGUACCCGGAAGAGGACACUGACAGCAGGUGCUUGUCUCAGCGAUGGCAGAGGGGCGGGAACGCAUCCAACUCCUGUACGGUGCUUUCUCUUCUUGGGGCCCCCUGUGCUUUUAUGGGAUCCCUCGCUCCUGGACCUGUUGCUGAUUUCAUCGUGGGGGAUUUUAAGCGACGUGGGGUGGACAUUUCAGGUGUGGCUUGGCAACAGAAGGGGGAGACCCCGUGUGCUUGUUGUGUGGUGUGUCCCACCCGUGGUUCACGAACUGUUGUGCUCUCAGACACAAACCUGCCAGAUGUGUCUGCCGAGGACUUCUCUAAGGUGGACCUGAGUCAGUACAAGUGGAUUCAUGUGGAGGGUCGGAACGCUGGGGAGCAAGUGAAAAUGAUCGAGCAGAUCAUGGACUACAACAGCAAAGUGCCAGAGAAGAGCAGAAUCAGAAUCUCUGUGGAGAUUGAGAAGACCAGGGAACCACUUUACCAACUGUUUCCAUAUGGAGAUGUGGUGUUUGUAAGCAAAGAUGUAGCCAUGCACUUUGGUUUCAACUCUGCUGCUAGUGCAGUGAAGGGCAUGUACAGUCGAGUAAAGAAAGGGGCUGUCAUCAUCUGUGCCUGGGCAGAGAAAGGGGCGGACGGAAUGGGUCCUGACGGCGUAGUCGUCCACUCGGACGCCUUCCCACCUGAGGCGCUCGUCGACACCCUGGGGGCCGGAGACACGUUCAAUGCAUCUGUGAUCUACUCCCUGUCCAAUGGAGGAAGUCUGAAGGAGGCACUGACAUUUGGCUGCCAGAUUGCUGGCAAAAAAUGUGGCAUCCACGGCUACGAUGGAAUUGUGUCGUGAACGCGUUAGGAGAGAAGAAGGAUCGGAUCACGCGGAACAGAUGCAUUCUGGGAACACGUGAGGGUUUUUGAAAAUGUGAAUUCUGUUAGGAGAGGUUUUUUUCUUUUUGACAUUUUGAUUGCAACCUUAAUGCAUUUGGCAGGGAGACCCUUUACUGUGACACUGCAGGAGCUGUACUGUACGCAGGACUGCGUCCUCACUGUGCAAAUAUGAUGAGUUUUGCUGAAAAAAUGAUUUUAUACUAAUGAAGGAUUUCAAUGCUUGAAUGCUUUAGUUGGUGCACUUUUAGCGUUGAGGAUGAAUCACUAACUCAAUCAUUUCAUUAACAAAUAACAACAGAAAAAGAAAACUGUCUGAUCAACGACGACUACCUUUUGAUCAGUCUGUCAGAAAAUUAUUUUGGCACAAUUUUUUUUUCCUCUUGUAAUAACGAAUAAAUUAAUGAUUCACUCUCUGGCCUUAAAUGUUAAAAGACGUGUCUUACGUGUAAAGAUUUAGGAACAUGUCAUUAGGCCAGUUUUUUUAUGAAUAUGAAUGACAACACUGCAUCAGAUUGAACUAAAAUAAAAAAAUGAAAAAAAACUUUUGCAAUGCA